CGCAAUAAGAGCAUGGUUGACAUGUAAAGCAGACAUGUACAGCUUGGCUUUCGCUCUGUGGAUAUAGUUACUGGGAGAUGCAAUACAAAUACCAGAUUACCUAUUGAAGAGCAAUAUCUUCUCGAGAGGCGAACUGAUGGAAAGUAAAGAAAACAUCAAUCAGUACCGACAGAGGCUGGACAAGACACUGGCAUCUCAUGAUCUUGUCAAUGAGGAAGCACUUAAGACCCUUGUUAAGAAUCAAAUGAUGUGGUCAUCACAGUGUGAAGUUGAAGAAUGUACUGAUAAUCUAAUAGAAAAAAGAACAAAUGAAGUAUCCAAUUUUCUUCAGAUGUUGAGGUGUGCUUCCGUGGUUGAUUAUGAUGGAUCAAAAACGAAAGAGACUUGUCAAAGAGGUUGGAAAGUGAAGCAGGAUACUGAAGAGUAUCGUGUCAUGUAUAGAGAAGGACCACAAGGCACUCCCUUUCAUACGCUACUUGUUGAAGGCUUUGUAGAUGGGCCAUUAGAUGUUUGUUUAUGCAUAUCAUGGGAAUCGACGCUUUACAACAAAUGGUGGCCCCAGACUAGAAUUCCUACAUUCAAGAUUCUCGCUUCUGAUUGUUUACAAAGGGUCCGAAUUGGUGAACAGAUAUCUUUAGUGAGGAUGAAGGUUUCCUGGCCAUUGUCAACAAGGGAGGCUGUAGUACACUUCUUUGAGUUUGAAUACUUUCAAGAUGAUCUGGUUGUUGUGCUUCUGAAAUCGAUCUCUGACUUGGAAAGCGUUGACAGAAGUACUCAUGGGUUCACAAAAGAUGGAAUACCUGAUGUACAGGAUGUGGUAAGGAUUGAUGUGGUGGGCGGAUUUGCCAUGCAGAAGGUUAAUGCAGGCAGAAGCUACUUCAGGACAAUAGCGAACCUGGAUAUAAAGCUUGAUUUUGUGCCUCCAUCGUUUAUUAAUUUCGUUUCAAGGCAGCUGCUAGGCAGUGGUUUCAGGCUCUAUAAGAAGGAGGUCGCAUCUGCUUCUGAAGGCAACGAAGAUUUUGGCAAGGUAUUAAGAGGUGCACUGUAUAGUCGAAUUCGCAAAGCUCUUUAUCCUGAUAGAAACCAGAACAUGUCCAUAAAUCCAGAAAAUUGUGAUAAGGAAUCAUGUCUUCUCCCUCCAGAACAUGCAAUCAAACCUGUACCGGUGGCGGGGGGGAACACGGAUACGAAUGCUUUCAGUGGUGAAGAAUCACGUCUUCUCGCUCCAGAACAUGCAAUCAAACCUGUACUGGUGGCGGGGGGGAACACGGAUAUGAAUGCUUUCAGUGGUGAAGAAUCACGUCUUCUCGCUCCAGAACAUGCAAUCAAACCUGUACUGGUGGCGGGGGGAAACACCGAUACGAGGGCUUUCAGUGGUGACUAUGCACCUGAAUCAUUUCCAGAGGAUCAGGAUAAUGUAGGUUCAGAUUAUAAAGCUUGUACUGAAAUUGAGGAGAUAGAGGAAGUAGAGCUUGAAAACAGUCAACGCUUGGAACAGCACCAUAAGGAAAUCUAUGCACCAACAAAGAGUGAAAGUUCGGAAAGUUGUGUGCAGUAUACAAAGAAAGGUGAUAUCAGUGCUGAGGUGAAACAUGCUCUGGAAACACUAGAGAAGGUAAUUUUCUUUAUUCGAGAAUAUGGACUUGCUCCCCGAACAAGGUCUCUGCUGGGGUUAGGGAAGGAUGAACUCAUGGAUUCUGGGGGAAGUGCUGUAUUAAAAUAUGCAAAACCUUCAGAAGUCACUCAAAUUUCUAAAACUAGUGGGGUGGUUAGCGAUAAAGUAUCAGAAAAUAAAACGGCGAAUGGGAACCAAAGUGAACCAUGGAACAGCUCUACCAGUAUCAGCUCCAGGCAUGCAGGUUCAAAUUCUUACUCAAGGGAGGCCAACCACAACAAGAUAGUACCUGCAUCACCAGAAGAAGAUAUCCCCCGUGUAAGUGAGAUACAACAGACUGCUUUUCCUCCCUCCAAUAACGAGCUAACAAACGAACCAACUUCUGAUGGAGGUACACAUGGAAAUAAGCCGGUAAAUGCAGAUGAUAACAGAAAUUGCAUAAGUAGUAAAACCAAAGGGAAGAAUAAAAAGACGACGUUCUGUUGCUUGCAUUUCAUUGCUGGCUAGUUGAUGUCCUGAUAAGAGUAUGACAUCUUGAGCUGGCAGAAAAGGCAAUCUCUCUAGCCGGCAUGGGAGAAAGCACCUGACAGCGACUGUGAUUGCAUUUACACGGACUUUGAUCGAAUGGUCAGGUUGCUGACGGUAGAUGCGUGAGAUACUAUACAAGAGGAAAAAAGUUAGUAGCAUAAAGUAAAUUGAGAAUAUUCAACUAAUUGAUAUAAUGUUAAAAGUUGAUCUUGGUCGUUUUGACAAUCUCUUAAAGAUUUGUACGUUGGCAAUAAUGGAUCAUAGAGCUCUUCCCAUUCCGUCUUUGUCCACGAUGCCCCCAAUUAAGACAAGGCUGCUUUUCUUCUUAA
This is a messenger RNA of Rhododendron vialii, 2472 nucleotides long. RefSeq lists its product as uncharacterized. Bases 137 to 2122 code for a protein of 661 amino acids. NCBI's taxonomy places the organism in Eukaryota, Viridiplantae, Streptophyta, Magnoliopsida, Ericales, Ericaceae. The record is from RefSeq and is a predicted model, not a curated record. The transcript is spliced from 11 exons.